Molecule: messenger RNA, 1812 nt
Organism: Galleria mellonella (greater wax moth)
Lineage: Eukaryota; Metazoa; Arthropoda; Insecta; Lepidoptera; Pyralidae
Product: zinc finger protein 184-like
Exons: 2
Coding region: 142-1710 (522 amino acids)
Cellular component (GO): nucleus
Molecular function (GO): zinc ion binding
Source: RefSeq, a predicted model, not a curated record
AUGGACAUCCCUAUAACUGUCAAACCAAUGAAAAUAAAUGUUCAUAUAAGUAUUUUAUUUUAGAACCAUUUGCCGGUUCGUUAAGUUUUCUAUAAAUGUUUAAUUAGUAAUACGGCGAAAAAAGCGAAAAUAGUAAUUAAAAUGACUAGAGAAGUGGACAUCAAGGCUUUGGUAUCGCACAUAGUGCGUGGAGAUGGGAUGGAUAAAUGCAGAAUAUGCAUGGGCGAUACAACUGAGGGCCAAGUAUUUCUUGGUGACACUGUAAUGACCGACGGAGACAAACCGGUUACCCUUGCCGAGUUAUUGGAGACCAUAACAGGAGUAGAGGUGGUGUGUGACGGUGACCUGCCGUCCGGACUCUGCUUGUCAUGUUCCAGCUCGGCAUUCGUAGCCGGCAACUUUCGGACACUGUGCCAACAAGCUGCCAAACAUUGGGACGCGACAUUGGCACUGCUUCAGAACAUACCAAACGCAGACGACGCUCCCACAGUGUUUGUGGUGAUCGGUAAAGACGAAAUGACCCUGGUUGACGUUGAUGAGCAAGGUAUAGAGUCGGCUAAAUUAGCAGCGCACCGGCUGACUGCACAGUUGAAGCCAAAAGCAGGUACGAACAGAAACACAGUCAAAACCUUCCGCUGUCAAUGUCCGACGUGUGGAAAGAAGUUUUUGUAUGCCCAACAUUUGUUCCAACAUUUGAAAGAGUCAACCGACUUGAAGAGAGCUUGCUACAUAUGCGCAGAAGUCAUGUCUAGGGACGAUUUGGUUGCGCAUUUGUCAAAAGUCCAUAAUAAGAAGCCUUACAAAUGCAAGCAAUGUCCUGCACUGUUCUGGUCGGAACCUCAGUUCACGAGCCACCUGAAACAGGCCCACGCGCCUGGUGCUUGCACGUGUGGCGACUGUGGCAGGAAUUUCCAAUCGUCACACGCCUACCAUGCUCACUUAUCCGUUCACGCUGUAAAGACGUGUCCAGGUUGCGACCAGUCAUUCCGAAACCAGACCUGUUACUUGCACCACGUGAAGAAAUGUUGCAACUUGGACAAAAAUAGGAAAGACACACACCACACGAAGCACAAAGUGACGGUGGAAGUUAAAAAUAGAAAGAGCGAGAAGAGGAAACGGGUAGGACUGCGUGGGAGCGCCUCGAACGAAUGUAUCUGUGAUUACUGUGGCAAAACGUUUGCAGGAAAGAAAUUUGUUGGCGCUCACAUACAAAUUGUCCACAUGAAGAACACACACAGACCUUGCAUCUACUGCGGGAAGUUCCUGGCGGCCGCGCACAUGACCGAACAUGUCAAAACUCACGAGUUAGUUCGCAGUUACAAAUGUAAUUGCUGUGGUAUCGUACUGAGAAGCAGAUUGGGCUAUAUACAGCAUAUGCGCUUGCACACCGGCGAGAAGCCUUACGCGUGUAGUUACUGCAACGAAACAUUCUCGGCAUCUUCCAGAAGAUCAGAACACGUACGGAAGGUCCACAAAUGUCAGAAGGUGCUACGGCACGGAUGUGAUUUCUGUCCUGCUCGGUUCAAUCUACCAUAUAGGUUGAGGAAGCAUGUAGCCACGGCGCAUAGCUCAGAAGCCGGAGCCCAGGUGCAGUUUGAGUGUUCCGAAUGCCACGAGAAGUUUGGCAGCUGCCGAGGACUGCUGCAUCACAGUCGGAAGCACCAGCACAAAGUGGCACCGCCAAACGAAGAGUACAAUAUCCAAGUGUAGUUAGCCUUUGAAAUUGGAAUUGAAAUAAUUGUUUUUAAAAUAUUGUCUUGUAUCCUGUUUAUAUAUUUUUAUUAUAUGUAUGAAUAUAAAUAAAUGUUUGAA